Molecule: messenger RNA, 1995 nt
Organism: Dipodomys ordii (Ord's kangaroo rat)
Lineage: Eukaryota; Metazoa; Chordata; Mammalia; Rodentia; Heteromyidae
Gene: Sco1
Product: protein SCO1 homolog, mitochondrial
Exons: 6
Coding region: 14-922 (302 amino acids)
Biological process (GO): mitochondrial respiratory chain complex IV assembly
Source: RefSeq, a predicted model, not a curated record
UCCGCUUCGGCUCAUGGCGGGGCUGGCUGUAGCAGCCGGCCGCAUGAUGCGGCCUCCCGGGGUCCAGCUUUGGCAGAGCAGAUGUGGGCUUUGGGGUCUGGCAGAGAGGCCCGGGAGACUCUGGAUGAGCCAGUGCCGCCCGCGGCUGGAAGGGGGGCGGCGAGCCUCCGCGCGGCCCGGUGGUACCGUGGGAAGCAGGCCCUUCGGCACCCGCCUGCCGCCGCCCCCGACCUCCCCGGGGCGGGAGCCGGGGGACCGCAGGGACCCGACACGGCCCUCCAAGCCCGGGCCUGUUUCUUGGAAGUCUUUAGCAUUCACUUUUGCUGUUGGAGGAGCAUUAUUGGCUGGAAUGAAGUACUUCAAAAAAGAAAAGACAGAGAAGCUGGAGAAGGAACGGCAGCGAAGCAUUGGAAAGCCUUUACUUGGGGGACCAUUUUCCCUCACAACUCAUGCUGGAGAGCCCAAAACUGACAAGGAUUACCUGGGUCAGUGGGUACUGAUUUAUUUUGGUUUCACUCAUUGCCCUGAUAUCUGUCCAGAAGAACUAGAAAAAAUGAUUCAAGUUGUGGAUGAAAUAGAUAGUAUUCCAACUCUGCCAAAUUUAACUCCGCUUUUCAUCACCAUUGACCCAGAAAGGGAUACAAAAGAAGCUAUCGCAGAUUAUGUUAAAGAGUUUUCUCCCAAGCUUGUUGGCUUGACUGGCACCAAAAAGGAGAUUGAUCAAGUGGCCAAAGCAUACAGAGUGUAUUAUAGCCCUGGACCCAAGGAUGAAGAUGAGGACUACAUAGUGGAUCAUACAAUAAUAAUGUACUUGAUUGGACCAGAUGGCGAAUUUCUAGAUUAUUUUGGCCAGAACAAGAAAAAUGCAGAAAUAGCAGGUGCAAUUGCUGCACACAUGAGGACCCACAUGAAAAAGAGAUAGCCACAGCCAGGAUUCUCUGGCUAAAGAAGACCAAAGCAUUGUCUGCUAUUAAAGCAUAUAUAUCUAUAUGCAACCUACUGAAAGACCUUCGUACCAGGAGAACAUGUCUGUUAGCUGCGUGUUUCCUUUGGACUCAAUUAGCACUUUUGGAACUGUAAUCAUUACAGUCCAGCCAAAUAGCUACCCUGAGCCAGGAAGACCAGGUUAAAUGGAGCCAGUAGAGAAAAGACCACAGAAUUAACAGAGAGAAGCAUGCUGGUGUAUGGCCAAGGAGCAAGGCCCUCACAGGCUGCUUCUCCAUUGUCUUGGACUAAUGUCACACAGGUUGUGUGGCUGAUCUUUACAGAAGAAUGUAAUUUCCAUAGUGCUCUUGCUUUGCUUACCUUUAGUGCUUGAUAGCAGGUAAAGAUUAGCUAUCUGCCAUUCAAAGUCAGUCUUUGUACUUAAAAGGAAAAGGUUAGUCUUGUUAAUGAAUAUCAUUGUCACAUUUCAUCUCCCCAUCAGUAGAUACUGAUUUAACUAGUGAAGAGGGGGAAAUCUGUUGCUUGGAGAUAACUGUUCAUUUGAUUCCUAUAAGCGUUUUUUGGGUUUAUUUUAAAUAGAUAAAUGAUUUGUCAGAUUUUUAGUUAUAGAUCAGACAAAUAAGGGUAUUGAUCAUCAGUGUGACAAAGAAUGGUUUUUUUGCAUAUAACAUUGCACUGCAUAUAAAAUGAAAGUGUGUUCAGUUUUGCAUAGAUGAGCAUGGCUCUUCCCCUGGGUGAAGAGCAAGCCUGUUGUCAGAGCAGAGGCUGAGAUCUGCAGACUGUGUAGGGUAGGUUGGUGCUUGUGAAAAUGCAGAUUCUCUGACCAGAGCUGGCCUCAACAAGCUUGGAGAAGGGUGCAGAGUCCUAAUAGACAGGCCUAGAAACAUCAUUUCAUUGCAGAAUAACCACUUGGUAUGUCAGCUGUUCAAGAAAAUGACCGUUGAGUGGUGUAGUGAAUCUUGGCUUUUACAUUUUUCUUGCCUAGUGACUUGACUGUCACUAGGGCCAAGUUCUCUGAAUGUCUUUUAAUAAAUCCUAAAUUGCCACCUA